Messenger RNA from Botrytis cinerea B05.10, 2150 nucleotides. RefSeq lists its product as hypothetical. Bases 352 to 1818 code for a protein of 488 amino acids. Lineage: Eukaryota; Fungi; Ascomycota; Leotiomycetes; Helotiales; Sclerotiniaceae. The transcript has 3 exons. The record is from RefSeq and is a predicted model, not a curated record. Gene Ontology annotation, biological process: protein import into nucleus. Gene Ontology annotation, cellular component: cytoplasm.
GAAAUGUCCAAAUACCUACAUGUUUCAAUAUACGAUUCGAUUUCCAGUGCUUUGGUGUACCGCUUUUUUUCCAUCACACUGAGGCUGAACCUCGACAAUCUUAAUUCACUACCUACUGAAGACUUCGAGGACCUCGAGGACUUCGAGGACCUCAACCUUACUCCUGUAUUAACCUCAACCGUUCCACAAUCUAUUGAUAAAUAUCAACUGUAUUAUAAACACAAAUUCCAUACCAGUAUCUCCGUGUCGACAUUGAGAUAUAAUCGCUGUGCAAUCUUGUUUGAUCUCCCGCAGAACUUCUUCUCGAGCAUCCCUUGAUCCCAGGUCGUGGUCUCCCCAUUCGAUCUAAUCAUGUCUCUGCCACCAUCAAUUAUUCAUAUCAAGAGGAAGGCCACAGAUCUACCUCAAGACUUUCUUCGUGUUGACGAUGCCGUCACAAAACGACAACGUCGGACCACCGAUUUUGUUUAUUCUAGACAACAAACCCCACAAGUCGAUACUACCCCCUCUACUCCUCAAUCAGCUCCACUGGGACGACGCAUCAAACCUUUACACCGUUCCACAAGCUCUCGGUCUUUAACUGUCAAAAAACAAGGGAAAAGCGAGGGAACUGUUCAGUCAAUAAACGAAGUCAGUAAAGAGGAUCAAGAUGUCAAUGCCCAACCUCCGACUACCAAUAUUCUUACGACACAAGAUGAUGAAGUAAAUCAUACUUCAGGCAGCAUACAACCUUCAAGUAGUGAGAGCCCGUUAAGUAGUGGAAGCACAAAGAAAGCAGUUCAACAGAGACGAUUCCAUCUUUCGAGAAGUGCAACACCCUCCAUUUCUCCAGGCCCAAGUACUGGAGUACGAAAGCGCAAUGCCACAGUCUUCAUUGAGCGCCGUGUGCGACAGAAGACCCAGGAAGAGAAGUGGACAUCUGUAGCUAACGCUGCUAUAAAAUCACAAAAUGUUGCGACCCAGAAACAAGACCAAGAAGAAAAACCGCAGAAGAAGCCAGGCCGAGGAUCGAGAGUGCAAGUAGCACCCCCAAAAGAUGCCAAAGAUAGCAAAGAUGAGAAGGUUGAAAAUGAAAUACCUACACCUCAAUCAAAGCCACCUUCUGCGUUGGUCAACCCUUGGGGUCUGGAUACAGAUGAUUUGGCAGCACAGAUGCAAGCUUACACACUACAAGAAAUUGGUCGUAGUAUUGCAGAAUCUAAGGCCGCAGAACCUAAACCAUCUGCACCAGUAGAAUCAUCUUAUCGCAAAUCAACAUCUACUAGGUUCAAGCCCAAAGUACCAGCUUUGCGCUACAAAGAACGUCAUCCAGAGGAAAAUACCAUGGAAGUUGAUGAAGAGCAAAUGUCUGGAGUUGAGACUGAUGGGGAUGUGGAUACCGACUCAGAGUAUAUCAUUGAGACAUAUAUUCGUGUUCCUGCUGAAGAUAUCGAUAAUGAAGAUAAUAAGAUCAAUUUUGGUAUUCUUGUACUCGAUGCUCAAUCAGAUAUUGAUGAAUUUUAUCAAGAUUGGGAUACAGACGAAGAAGUAGAAGAUGAGGCAGAAGAAGAUGAAAAUGAUGAGAAUCAUUACACAGCUGAUUAUCCUGAUGCGGAAGUCGACUCAGACGACGAGUAUAACAGAAAUGCUUAUGCAUAUCGCACUGGUAACGCUUCAGAUCUUGAGGAAUUCGACGAGGAUGAUAGUGAUGAAGAUGAAAUGGGGUUUAGUGAUGAUGAAACUGACAAGUUGAAAUAUCCAUGGCAGAGAGUUGCAGCUCAUGGACGGAGAAAUCAACUUGCCAGUGGUGAGGAGGAUGAGGAUGAGGAUAUGGAAUAGGGGGGUGGGAAACGGUUGGUUGACAAUAUGGAGUGGAAGGGAAUUAGGAUGGCUAGUUGAGAGGAAGGGAGGUGGAUGCUGAAGGGCUACUUGUAGUAAUGGGAGAAAUUUGAUGGCAAUAUGAACUGGAAAUGGUAUCCAGAAUUUCUGGUGAAUUUUGGGGUUUACAUCGAUUAUGCAUAAAAACGAACUGUUGACAGCCAUGGAACAAAGCUUAGUAAAACGAUACCAUAUGGCAAAGAAAACAAUACAUAAUCCUUCGAGGAAUCACACCUAGGAGAGAGGGGAUAUCAAAUCAAUGAAAAGUGUCCAAUAGUACAGACUGCAGUCCA